Molecule: messenger RNA, 3035 nt
Organism: Erigeron canadensis
Lineage: Eukaryota; Viridiplantae; Streptophyta; Magnoliopsida; Asterales; Asteraceae
Product: mechanosensitive ion channel protein 10-like
Exons: 6
Coding region: 204-2420 (738 amino acids)
Biological process (GO): detection of mechanical stimulus; transmembrane transport; monoatomic anion transport
Cellular component (GO): plasma membrane
Molecular function (GO): mechanosensitive monoatomic ion channel activity
Source: RefSeq, a predicted model, not a curated record
GAGCAGAUGAGAAGAAAUUUUUAAAAAAUAAAAAUAAGAAAAUUGAUGGAUCAUCGAUCUACCUAGCUAGUUUUUUCCUAUAAAAGAUCUUGAAGCAUCGAUCUCUUAAUUUGGACCAACAAAUCCUCCCAACUUGUUAUAUCGAGGGGAGUAGCAUUUUCAUGUGUUGUGACUAGUGGAGCUGUCACUGCUUUUGACUAUGGAUGAAUGCAAAUGGUAAAAGUACAAACACAGGGGAAAUAAGUAUGACUGAGAAUAAAAAUAGUGGUGAAGUUGUGGUAACGAUUUCGGGUGAAGAGAAAGAUUUGAGAAAUGCAAGAGACAUUCCUGAAUCACCUCAUAGGUUAUCAGUUGAUUCAUAUCCUGAAAAUGCUCUGUUAAUGCCAAGCCCUGAUAGGCCUCCCAAGAUUCCCAAUCCCGAAAACCUAACCAGGCGAAAAACACUUGCAAGGUCGGUUUAUUCAAAGCCCAAGUCGAGGUUUGGUGAACAACAAACUUUGAUUGAUCAUAAUAUGUUUGAUGACAUGGCUGAAAAUGUUGUCCAGACGUUGAACUCACCCGUAAGGGGUCCAUUGAAUAGGGCCACACCUAGAAUGGGAGGAAAUAGUCCUACAUCAUCAGGACCAGCAGGGGGAGUUGAUAAGGAUGAAGAGAUUUACAAGAAGGUGAAGUCACAAAAGACUUUGAAAUUUAAGAGGGUCAAGAUGAAAGUUCUUCUUGAAUGGGUAAUAUUUUUGUUCCUUGUAGGUUGUUUAGUUGCUAGCUUGACGGUUAAGAGAUUAAAGAAUGAAAUGGUUUGGAGCUUGGAGUUAUGGAAAUGGGUUGUGCUAAUAACGGUGAUCAUCUGUGGUAUGCUAGUCACCAACUGGCUUAUGCAUUUUAUCGUGCUGUUGAUAGAACUAAAUUUCUUGUUGAAAAAGAAGGUGUUAUAUUUUGUUCACGGGUUAAAGAAGAGUGUUCAAGUAUGUGUUUGGUUCACUGUAGUUCUUAUUACAUGGGCGUCUUUGUUUGAUCGCCAAACUGUUAAAAGAUCAAAGACUGCAGACAAAAUUUUGAAUUACAUUACUUGGACUAUCGUUGCCUUGUUGGUGGGCGCAAUCAUGUGGCUUUUAAAGACUUUAUUGCUAAAGAUUCUAGCUGCAUCAUUCCAUGUCAGCAAUUUCUUUGAUAGAAUUCAAGAAUCAAUCUUUCUGCAGUAUGUUAUGUUAACCCUCUCAGGGCCUCCUGUUAUGGUCAGGGCGAGUACAAGGGUAAGUCGUCUGAUCAGUUUCCAUGUGAAAAGGAAGGGGAAAGAGACGAAGACCAAAGAGGUGAUUGAUGUUGGUAAGCUUCAUAAAAUGAAGCGAGAAAAAGUGUCUGCAUGGACUAUGAAGAUGUUGGUUGAUGUGAUAUCGAGUUAUGGGCUCACCACGUUUUCUGGUGUUAUCGAAGAAAGUGCAUAUGACCGACCAAGUGAAUCUGCAGACAAUGAGAUUACCAACGAAGAUGAAGCAAUUGCUGCUGCUUAUCAUAUUUUUGGAAAUGUUGCUCAGCCUGGUUUUACGUACAUUAAAGCUGAAGAUUUAGAGAGGUUCAUGAUCAAGGAGGAGGUUAAUGUUGUGUUUCCAAUGAUUGAUGUGGCUGAAAAAGGACAUAUUGAUCGGAAAACUUUAACAGAAUGGGUGGUCAAGGUUUACAAUGGUCGUAAAGCUUUGGCACACGCUUUAAGCGACACUAAAACAGCCGUAAAGCAAUUGGACAAGCUUGUUACGGUAGUUCUGCUUGUGAUAUCUGUAGUCGUGUGGCUUCUUUUGACAGAAACUGCUUCCACCAAAGUACUUGUUUUACUAUCGUCCCAGCUUGUUGUGGCUGCUUUCAUAUUUGGCAACACUUGCAAGACAAUUUUUGAAGCUAUCGUGUUUGUUUUCAUAAUGCAUCCAUUUGAUGUAGGUGAUCGUUGUUGCAUUGAUGGGGUUCAGCUGAUCGUUGAAGAGAUGAAUAUAUUAACAACGGUUUUCUUGAGAUAUGAUAAUGAGAAGAUAUAUUAUCCAAAUUCGGUCUUGUCAACAAAGCCGAUCAGCAAUUUCAAUAGAAGCCCAGAUAUGGGUGACAAUGUGGAAUUCUCUAUUGAUUUCACAACACCAUUUGAGAAGAUUGGACUUUUAAAUGACAAGAUAAAGGAGUAUUUGGAGAGGAAUCCCCAAUUAUGGUACCCAAAUCACAAUGUUGUUGUCAAGGAGAUUGAAAAUGUAAACAAGAUAAAGAUGGCCCUCUUUUUUACUCAUACGAUGAACUUUCAAGACUACGGUGAAAAGGUUAAGAGGAGAAGUGAACUGGUUUUGGAGCUAAAGAAGAUCUUUGAAGAGCUGAAGAUCAAAUGCAAUCUCCUUCCACAAGAUGUUCAUCUGCACCAUCCGGAAACAAUGGCGAAGUCACCUUAAAUAGUCUUUAGGCAUGGGAAGGGCAAUCUCCUUUUCAAUGUUGUGGUUUCGUGAGUCUUAUAACUUGUCAUACCACCUUCUUGUUGGUUCAGUUUAGUGUAUAUUGCCCACUGUUCUACGUGUGCUGCUCCGAAAAGCAUCAUGAUGUGAUCCUCUCGGAUCUUUUGUUCUGGUGUACUUUCCUACAUUGGUUGGCAUGCACGCUUUGGGUGGAAUGUGAACAAUGCUAUUCUUUUGGUAAAGUUGCUUAAUUGAGAUCGACGAUUGGUAUUGUUUUGAUCAUUUUUCUUAUUCUUUGGUCUAAUGACUCUGCUCGGGAUGAUGUAUUGGGUUGUGCAAUGACCAUCGACUGCUAUCCACGUAUGAACAUGCUCCUACUCGAAAAAGAGGCUUGAAUCACAGACAACUAAUUCUCUCUGCCAAUAUCCGAAAGCGCCUACAAUUUAGAAAAGCUGAACUGGUGCGGUAUGAUCAGACUUGGGCAUUAGUCCCAUUGAAGCAAAAUCAAGACUCGUAUAUGCUACAAAAUAGAAUAGCUUUAUAUGUACAUAAAUUUUUAAGUAGUAACUAUUAGUUUUCAAAUAUUUAUCUAUUAUUAUCAUCAAGAUUUGAGAA